Staurois parvus is the source of this 336-nucleotide messenger RNA. Lineage: Eukaryota; Metazoa; Chordata; Amphibia; Anura; Ranidae. The record is from the annotation of a GenBank genome assembly.
CCAGCAGUGCCACCCACAAGUUCCGCCCACCUGUGCCCAGCAGUGCGCCCACUAGCUCCGCCACCUGUGCCCAGCAGUGCACCCACCUGUGCCCAGCAGUGCACCCACCUCAGUGCCACCCACCUGUGCCCACCCACCUGUGCCCACCAGUGCCACCCACCUGUGCCACCCACCUGUGCCCACCCACCAGUGCAGCCCAGCAGUGCUGCCAGUCAGUGCCACCAUCAGUGCCAUCUAUCAGUACCCAUCAUCAGUGUCACCUAUCAGUGCCGCCUAUCAGUGCUGCAUAUUAGUGCCGCCUAUCCGUGACACCUCAUUAGUGCUGCCUAUCAGUGC